AUGGCGUCGCCGCCAAACAAGCGACCUCGGCAGGCGAGUCUGCACCACGAGGCGCGGAUCAUCAUGGAUGCGAUGCAGCUCUCGCCAUGUGCUCGCUGCAAGGCUCGCAAUAUGACCACUUCAUAUGCACCGCAGCAGACCUUUCAACCUCAGGCGCGCUUGUCGGUAUCAUCAUCAGCCUCUAGUCGGUCUUCGCCAUCACUACCGCCAACAAUGACCGAAGUGGAUCCUCAGGCAAGCUUCCGGUUAUCCGAUGAGGAUGAUGACUCCGACCCAACGCAGUCUAGCCUUCCAGCGGAGAUGGAAGAUGCCUUGCAUCUGCAAGACCUGGAAUUAAUGAUGCAUUGGUGCACGACGACCUACCGCUCUGUGGUGCGGGACCGCCUCGACAAACCACUUUGGCAAACCGUCAUUCCGCGACUAUCACUCCGGCAUGCCCCAUUACGGCACGGCCUAUUGGCCCUAUCCGCCCUUCAUCUCUCCACAACUAGCACGAGCCCAGAGCAGAAGUGGACGUAUGUUGUCACAGCUCGUGAACACCAUAGCGAAGCCCUCGCGGGAAUCCAGUUAGCCGAACUAUACGACCUCACCACGGCAGAAUGCAACGCCGUCUAUGCACUGUGUAUCCUCAUGACCAUCUUUCCAUUUGCAUACUGCCAGAUCAACAAUGUGGAAGAUGAACCCGCACAUGACGAAGGAGACGAUGAACAAUCCAGCAUCCUAGACGAAUUCAUAGAAGUCUUCCAACUGACGAGGUGGCUUCUCGGCGCAAUGAAAGCCGUAAUGAGCCGCGUCGCAGCUAGUGACCUCGCACCGCUAACUUCACCCGCUGAAGCCUGUCCGACGAUGCCAGACAUGUCGCGCCUGGUAGUACAGGCACUGCAGCGCCAGAACGAGCUCGAAACAGCCCGGCAACCAACCCAGCACGAGACUGCGGUCUUCGAGUCUGCCAUUCACCACCUGAGUGACUCGCUCGAGACGCUCAUGAAAGGGGCCGAGCCAAAGGCAUUUGCCUUUUGCUGGAUAUCCCAAGUCCCCACUGCAUUUGUGGAUCUGGUGGAGCAGCGCCAGCCGUUUGCGCUGGUGGUCCUGGCCCAUUAUGCGGUCAUCCUCCAUCACCUGCGGGACUCGUGGUGGAUGGGCGAAUGGGGCACGCGCGUGCUGAGGGAGAUUGGCGAUGCCCUUGGGCCAGACUGGAGGCCGCUGAUCAAUUGGCCGGUGGAUGCGACGGGGUGUUUUCUUCCAGAGAUUUAA
This is a messenger RNA of Penicillium riverlandense, 1254 nucleotides long. RefSeq lists its product as uncharacterized. Gene Ontology annotation, biological process: regulation of transcription by RNA polymerase II. The record is from RefSeq and is a predicted model, not a curated record. NCBI's taxonomy places the organism in Eukaryota, Fungi, Ascomycota, Eurotiomycetes, Eurotiales, Aspergillaceae. Gene Ontology annotation, molecular function: DNA-binding transcription activator activity, RNA polymerase II-specific. The transcript is spliced from 2 exons. Bases 1 to 1254 code for a protein of 417 amino acids.